CAGCUGCGCAGCCGCGUGCUCCUGUCUCCCCUCCCGGCGGCUGCCGUUUCCGUUUGCCUCGCCGGAGCGGACCACCAACGAGCCGAUGGGGAAGGGCGACGACGCGUUGGCGCGGAAGCGCAACAAGGUGCACCGGAAGCGCCUGCGCAGCAGCGACAACGCCGUCUCGGAGCGGGUCGCGGCAAUCAUCGCGUCCAAGCGCCGCCGCAAGUCGGGAAAGCGCCGCGCCUGCGAGGGCAUGUGCUUCUCCCUCCCCACCCCCGACGAUCCCUUCAACGAUCGCCACUUGAAGAAGCGCAAGAUCGAUGAGCCGACCGAGGAAACCGCUAACGCCGCAGCCAAGGACGGCAACCCCAAGAAGAAGGACAGGAACACAAAGAAGCAGCAGCCGGCAAAGGCCGGGGCCAAGGCCAAAUCCAAGGCUGUACCCCGUGAGCUGGAGAUGGAGAGGGAAGACGGCCGCGUGGAGUGCGACCGGCCGUCCAAGUUCUUGGUGGUCUGCCUCAACGCCAUCCGCGACGCGGUGGCGCCCGAGGACGGCGCCGGCAGAAUCCACGGCGCCGGCGACUGGGGCGUUGAGCUCUGGAGGUGCUGCUCCGCCGCGGCGCCGUGCGACGUGCUCGACACCAGCGGCGCGUGCGCCACGCUGGAGCAGACAGCGUGGCUCGUCUCCACGGCCUGCGACAUCGUCGCUAGGAAGGAGAGGCUUGGGAUGUUCGUCUCUUGCCCCUUCCUGCUGUAUCUUGUCCCGUCCCAGGAAAAAGCCGUACAAGUGCGUUCGAUAUGCAAACCCCUGAAGUCUCUUGGAAUUCAUUCGGUGAGCUUGCAUCCAGGCACUUCCAUUGAACACCAGAUGUUAGGACUAAAAAGUUGUGAGCCAGAGUUUCUUAUAUCUACCCCUGAGAGGCUUCUUGAACUAAUUUCGCUAAAGGCGAUUGACAUAUCAAAUGUAUCAAUGCUGGUUGUUGACGGACUGAAAUCUUUCGUGGACUUUAAUGUCAGUAACAAACUUUAUUCUAUUAGAGAUGCCAUAUUAAGCAAUCCUCAGAUAACUAUCUUCAGCGAUCCAUAUGACAAAGAUGUUGCUAUGAUAGCAAGGAAUCUCUUCCAAGGAAGAAUUGCAAGGCUCUCUAUCAAUGACUCCAUUACCUCCCGAAGUGCAUUCAUAGCCCAGUAUGUGCACUUCUGUCCAUCGGAGGAGCAGAAAACAUUAAAGGUCAAGGAAAUUCUUGAGCAGAUUUUAAAAAGUCACGCUAAAAAGACAUCAAAGGUUCUGCUAGUAGCUGCAACCGAUAAAAAAGCGCAGCACCUAUCAUCAUCACUUAAACUGGAAAAUUGCACAGUGACUGAUGACUCACACCGCAUCUCUUUUACCAUAUGCAGCAGUCUGGGGCUGAUGGACGUCCUUGUGAAAGACCGGGAGAACAUCGUGAUGACAGAUGUUGAGGAAUUUGAGCUGUUGUUGGUCGUGGAUUUGCCUCCCUCAGUCGAUGAAUAUGUUGAGAUCCUCACGGGGAUAGCUCGGCACGCCGUUGCAGGGGAGGUGCAUAGUAUAUUUUGUAACGCUGAUGCCCCUAUUGCGAAACCUUUGGCUGAGGUUCUUUCAAAGUGCUGCCAGGUGGUUCCCGAGUUCCUCAAAAAUUUGGAGCCCUAGUAGCAGGAUUGGUUUCCUAUCAGAGCGAGUCAAAUCAUGGUUACUUGGAUUAGUCACACGGCCAUUCAUGAUCCAUGCAUGGCACUUGUUGUCCCCAAGCAAUUUUGAUGUUUUUGUGUUCCCUCUACAUGUAAUUCUCAUUGGUCAGCAGAACUGUGAUAUUCGUGCUUCGGCCUUGAUGUACUACUAGCUCUUAUCGUGAAAUGUUAAUGCCUUGAA
Messenger RNA from Phragmites australis (common reed), 1873 nucleotides. Its product is annotated as DEAD-box ATP-dependent RNA helicase 52B-like. Gene Ontology annotation, molecular function: mRNA binding; ATP binding. Gene Ontology annotation, cellular component: P-body; cytoplasmic stress granule. Gene Ontology annotation, biological process: cytoplasmic stress granule assembly; P-body assembly. The transcript has 6 exons. NCBI's taxonomy places the organism in Eukaryota, Viridiplantae, Streptophyta, Magnoliopsida, Poales, Poaceae. The record is from RefSeq and is a predicted model, not a curated record. Bases 86 to 1654 code for a protein of 522 amino acids.